Molecule: messenger RNA, 1773 nt
Organism: Arachis stenosperma
Lineage: Eukaryota; Viridiplantae; Streptophyta; Magnoliopsida; Fabales; Fabaceae
Exons: 3
Coding region: 135-1532 (465 amino acids)
Biological process (GO): regulation of transcription by RNA polymerase II; chromatin remodeling; box C/D snoRNP assembly
Cellular component (GO): R2TP complex; Swr1 complex; Ino80 complex
Molecular function (GO): DNA helicase activity; ATP binding; ATP hydrolysis activity
Source: RefSeq, a predicted model, not a curated record
GCGUGGAGCUUGUACCUUGGUGUGAACUGUGAAUUAUCCACUAAGCUCAGCUAAGCUCAGCUCAGCACUUCACAGAAACCCUAAACCCACAUUUCAAAUUCCUAAAACCCUAACGCCACCACCACCCUGCGUCCAUGGCGGAGCUGAAGUUGUCGGAGUCUCGGGACUUGACCCGCAUAGAGCGCAUAGGCGCUCACUCUCACAUUCGAGGCCUUGGUCUCGACUCUUCUCUCGAGCCUCGCGCCGUCUCCGAGGGCAUGGUCGGCCAGACCUCGGCCCGCAAGGCCGCCGGCGUCAUCCUCCAGAUGAUCCGCGACGGCAAGAUCGCCGGCCGCGCUGUCCUUCUCGCAGGCCAACCUGGAACCGGGAAGACCGCCAUAGCCAUGGGGAUGGCCAAGUCCCUCGGCCUCGAGACACCGUUCGCCAUGAUUGCCGGCAGCGAGCUCUUCUCCCUCGAGAUGUCGAAGACCGAGGCGCUAACACAGGCGUUCCGUAAGGCCAUUGGUGUUCGCAUUAAGGAGGAGACUGAGGUCAUCGAAGGUGAGGUCGUUGAGGUCCAGAUUGACCGUCCUGCCGUCGCCGGCGCCGCCUCUAAGUCCGGCAAACUCACUCUCAAGACGACGGAGAUGGAGACCGUUUACGACUUGGGAGCGAAGAUGAUAGAGGCCCUUGGGAAGGAGAAGGUGACCAGCGGUGACGUCAUUGCCAUUGACAAGGCUUCUGGAAAGAUCACGAAGCUUGGGAGGUCGUUUUCGAGGUCUAGGGAUUUCGACGCCAUGGGGCCUCAGGUGAAGUUCGUGCAGUGUCCUGAUGGGGAGUUGCAGAAGCGCAAGGAGGUCGUGCAUUGUGUUACUCUUCAUGAGAUUGAUGUUAUUAAUAGCAGAACGCAGGGAUUUUUGGCUCUUUUCACUGGUGAUACAGGUGAAAUUCGUGCUGAAGUAAGAGAACAAAUUGACACCAAAGUAGCAGAGUGGAGAGAGGAAGGAAAGGCAGAGAUUGUGCCUGGUGUCCUUUUCAUUGAUGAGGUGCACAUGCUUGAUAUUGAAUGCUUUUCCUUCCUAAAUCGAGCUCUGGAGAACGAGAUGGCUCCUAUAUUAGUUGUUGCUACCAACAGAGGCAUUACAAAUAUUAGAGGCACCAAUUACAAAUCCCCUCAUGGGAUUCCCAUUGAUCUGCUUGAUCGUCUGCUUAUCAUCUCUACUCAACCUUACACCGAGGAAGAGAUUCGCAAAAUUCUAGAUAUCAGAUGCCAAGAGGAAGAUGUAGAAAUGGCUGAAGGUGCGAAGCAGUUGUUAACCAAAAUUGGGGUUGAAACAUCCUUGAGAUAUGCCAUUCAUCUCAUCAUAGCAGCUGCAUUGGCAUGCCAAAAGAGGAAGGGGAAAGUAGUGGAGCUGGAGGAUAUAAACCGUGUUUACCAUCUAUUUUUGGAUGUCAAAAGAUCAACGCAGUACUUGAUGGAGUAUCAGAAUCAGUACAUGUUCAACGAAACAGGGGAAGGUGAAGAAGAUGAUGUCCAUGCCACGGUCUUUUAAAAAACUUGAAUUCUAGUUUGGAUGGAUUUGUAAUUAUGUGAGCAAGUCUCUAAUUAUUAGGUUGCAGUAGCAAUAUUUUUUUCUUUCUUGUUUUAAAGGACAUUGUGUUUGUUUGAUAUUGGGAUUUACUAGCAGUUUUUCUUGGUUGAACUGAAAUAUCUUCAUCCUCCAUAUGAUGCUGCUGUAUCUGUAUGUAAUUUUAUUACUUGGUGAAAUGCUUAAUCAUUUGAUCUGACCAUGU